AUAUAAACUCUAGAUAAGGAUCUGACAUAUUUAAAGUUUAUUUGCAUAUUUAAAAAACAUUAUAAGAGUGAAUAAUGACUGUGUACUUCAACAAAUUAUCUAUUAGUACCCAAGAAGGUGAACCAAUGUUAAUGACUUCUUUUGAAGAACAGAAAGGGAUGCCUCAUCUUGUAUCUAUAUUUGAUACCCAGUAUUUUAGAAAGUGGACCGAGAUACCACGAGGAUUAUCGUUUCAUCAUAAGAUGGAGACAAUCAUAAAAGAACUACAGAGUGAAAAGUUUGGUUUGUUUCAAGCAAUGAAAGUCAGACGGCCUGUCACUGCAUUUACAGGGUAUGAUUUAGUACAAUGGUUGAGGAAGAGGUUUGAUAUGGAGGAGCAGAGAGAGGCCAUUCAUUUAUCACAAUUGUUAUGUCAGUAUGGAUAUAUCUACCCACUGGACUUGAAAAGUUACAGUAUAAAGGAGGACAGAUCAGUAGAAUACAGAUUCCAGAAACCAUUUUAUUGGCCAUUCAGUAGUCAAGUAUCAACAGACAGUAUAGAAUAUGCAAUUUAUCUUCAGAAGAGAAGCAUGAGAAAUAAACAGAAACAUGGCUUGGAACCCUAUGAGCAGGAAGCAUUUGAUAAAUUACUGAAAGUCUACUGUGAUAAAAAGGAAUUUAUUGAGAAACAAGCAACAGAACAGGUUGAUGAAAUAAAGAAAAAGAAGAGAACUGAGAAGAUAAUAUUUGACCAACAAGAGAGGGCAUUCUGGAGAAUACAUCGACCACCACCUGGAUGUGUGAAAAAUUUAGAAGAGGGACCAAAGAAAAAUUUCCUACCACAACAAAUCAUAGCAAGAAAGAAGACAAAGGAAGCUUUGCGUAAAGAGAUUGCAUUCUUAAAGAAAUCAUUUGGACGACCUAGAAUGAAGUUUUCUAUGGUGUUUGAGUCGUACAAAUUACGAUGGGAACAGUAUAAAGAAUUUGAUCCUUUCAUGGAUGUUUCAGCAACCCAACCAUCAAAUCCUUGGAUGUCUGAUGAAACUAUGUUGUGGGAAAUCAAUUCUCCAGAUGUUCACAUUCCUACCGAUUCCAGAAUGAGGAAAUGGGCUAUAAGUUUUUAUGAACUAAUUAAUGACCCUCGUGGACAAUGUGAAUUUGAUGAAUAUUUACAAAAAGAAUAUAGUCAUGAAAAUUUACAUUUCUGGUGUGCUGUGGAAAAUUAUAAAUGUUGUCCAAGAUCUCGACAGAAAGAAGAAAUGAAUAAUAUAUAUAAAAUAUAUUUAGAGAAAGGAUCUAGAAGUGAAGUUAAUGUAGAUAGUAAAACAUUAGAUCAAGUCCACCAAAAUAUGAGAUCCAGUUCAGAAUCCAAUGCAAAAGCUCGUUAUGUAUUUGAACCUGCACAAGAACAUAUAUAUGUAUUAAUGAAAAAAGAUAGUUAUCCAAGAUAUCUACGAUCAGAUCAGUUUAAAGACUUAAUGGAAAAAGCCAAACAACAACCUCUUACAAAACGCAGAUUUUUCUUUGGAGGACCAAAGAAACGACCUUCAACACCAAGUCCAAAGAUAAAUCGUCGUCAUGGUAGUUCUUCCAGUGAUAGGGAUGUGAGUUCAGACAUCAGUGGAGAAUCAUCACCAGUCCAUGUGGCACAUCAUUCGUUCAGCACAGGAAAUCUACAGGAUUUAGAUUCACACAAAUCCUCACGAACUAAUUCAAGAGAAAAGGACAAACCGAAACCACAAAUUGUUCACUUGGAAACAAGCGGUCUUUCACCAGGAUCUGUACGGCGACGAUCAGAGGAACCAACUAGAAUGAGUGUAAAUAGUGGAAUCAAUCGUCGGAAGAGCAAUCUGGAAGUCCCUAAACACUAUGGAGUUAAUGUAGAUAAACGGAAAAUGGAGGUUACACAAACUAAAAGUUUAAAUGUACCAAAGACAAACAGUGUUGCACCAUGGGAAGGGUCACAAUAAUUUUAUAGUUCUUUAGAAUAGAAAACAAUUAACUGUGGAGUUUUUAAUUUCAAUUGCUUUAUUCUCUCUAGUCAGACAGAAAGUGAAUAGCAAAAUACUAGUCCAGAUUUUUUCAGAUUAUUUAAGCAUAGUUUAGAUUAUUAUAAAAACCUGUUAUGUUUCAAUAUCUGGGUAUAUAUUAAAGACAAAGAGGAGUUUAUUUACCAUUUUAGUUUGAGGUUUUUCAGAGAUUUUUUUUUCAGGUAAGACAAUAUAGAUAUAAAAAUAGUUAAAAUUAUUUUUACUUUUAUUUGAUCAUAUUGUCAAGACGAUAGCAAAUUGAAUAUGAUACUGGCUGAUAAUUCAGGUCAUUCAGUACAUGUCAACGAAAUGCAUGAACAAAUUAUUGGAAUUGUGGGUAAUAUAAAAUAAAAAAUAAUUUGGUCUAACAAAUUUCCAUCAAGGAUUUUUCUUUAUCGAUGUUUAAAGUUUAAAAGCACAAUUUUACAGUCCUUUUCAGAUCCACAACUCUUUAGGGAAAUUGACAUUGUUAGUUGAGUUUUUAUCCUGUUUCUAGAUACUUGAGGUAGAAAGUUAGAAACAAAUCUGUAUGUGUUUAUGUAGCUCCUUGUUGGCACAAUAGACCUCACUACUUAAUCAAAUCUGAAUAGAAUAAUUCCCAUGAGAAGAUUACAUAGUCAAAUAUUUCUAUAUAUCACUUCUCUGAUUUUGCUAUGCAUUUAAACAAAUUUUAAAACCCACAAUCUAGAUCUAUUUAGCUGUAACCAACUUGUAUUUCGUAUCAUUUAAAAACCAUUAUUUCAGUGUAAGGAUCUUUCAAACCAUAUGAAAAUUACAGAUGACCUUUAUAUUAGGCUGAAGUUUUCAUUAAAGUCUGCAAGUAAUUGUGGGGACCAACACAAAAUACAUCUGUCACCAUUGUUUUCAUUUUGCCAGAAAAAGAUUUUAUAAUGCAAGGAAAUCUGAUGCAAAGUAAUGAGAAAAGUUAUCCUGAUCUUUUGGCUCAGAUGAGCGGAAAAUUAUACUAGAUAUCCUUGCUGACCAACUGACAUGGCUUUUUGUACAUAAAAUUGAACAUAAGGGUGAGGUUUUUUUUUAAAUUCUGAAAAUCCUAUAUAAGGCCAAUAGAGCUACCAAACUUUAAGUAAAUGAUACAUUUUCUAUCAAAAAGGCCAAAAUGCUCUUAUGUUCUUUUGGAAAUUGUGAAAAUGAAUAUUCAAUAUUUUAAUAUACAUGUAUAUGACUGAGAUGAAAAUUACCAAAGAAACUUUAUAAUGACAAGUCUUUAGUAUGCCUCAUCAAAGUAUAUGUAUAUAGAAUAACAUAAACCUUCUUAUUGCUGUCAAUAAAUAAUAUUAAUGUAUAAAUAACCGUUCCAUGACAAGUAUUACACGAAAAGUGCUCACUUCUAUCCUAUUUGUGACUAUAAAUUAACCUAUCUUUUUUUAAAUAAAAUUUCUGAUAUCAUAACAGAACAUUAUUUUUGUAAGGAUGUUUUGACUGUUGUAAAAAAGCCCACAUUAUUAUUUUUGAAAAUGUCAUUGAUUAUCAGAAAUAGUACACAUUGGAGGGCCCUACAUAUGUAUUUUUGGGGAAGUUGGGAAUUCCCAUAUGAAUUUUAUGCAAUUGCAGUUCUUAAUUAAAAUGAUUUUCCACAUAAUGACAAUGCAGAAAUCCUGCUCAAUAUCUAUUUAAAAUUGAUAUGAAUUAGUGCUCUUGAAAUUUGAUAUUUUUUGGUAAAAAAAGGAAGAUUUUUUUCCCAAAAAUAUGAAGUAUGUGCCAUAUUUGACAACUGUGUGUGUUUUAUUUUUACAAGAAAAAAAUCAAAAUAACCUACAACAUUUUUUUUCUUGUCCAAAAUUUCUUCAAAAUCUUAAAAAUAAUUCGUACAUAUGAAUAUUACAGAAAUUUUGGCAUAUGGGUUAAUGUUAUGAAAUUCUUAAGGAUUUCUAGAUUGUUAAUAUCUCAAUUGUUUCAAGGAAAUCUUAUUGAUUUUUGCACUUGUAUGUAAAUUUACUAUUAAGACUGUACAGUAGUGUCACAAGUUUAAAGAUAAAACCAUUUAUAUUUUAAUUUUUAUGCUCAUUUACCUCUUAUAUAGAUAUUCAAGUAUUUUAUUAUUGUAUAUGUUACUCACAUGAAAACUGACACCGUCUUGUAGCACAGGCACAGAACAUGUAGUUGGUCACUAAAUGUUUUUCUCCAAAUAACAAAAUUUUAUCAAGCUCACAUAGGUCACAUUUAAGAUUUUGAAAUUACAAAGGUUUUUUUAUUAUACCAGAUUCUUACAAUACUUCUGAUACAAGCUAAUUCAGUGAUAUAAUAUUUCUUAUUCACAAACUAUUUCUCUUAUCAGUCAAAUUUUUGCAGCUUAUAGUGCUCGUAGAAUUUUUUUAACAAAUUCUGUAAACAAGAAAGACCACUCUGUAUGUGUCUGUUUAGUAACUAAUUAACGCAGUAAUAUCACAUUAACAUAAUUACCUUUUAAGCCUAGAUACAAUUUACUGACCAACCUGACAAUAUAAAUUAGGGAAAAGCAUUUGAAAAAUCCAAAAUUUCAAUUUGUUGUCGAAAGUUCUGAAAAUUCUGUACUGUCAUUUAUUUUUAAGCUAUUAUUAAAGAGAUGUUUAGACUUCAUUACUUAUUUGUGACCAAAGUUCUGAAUUAUUCCACAGUGCACAAAGUAGGACAAGGGACUUUUUAUUAAACUAUUGUGAUACAUACUAUAAGCCAUAAAAUGUUGAUCAAUUUAUACAAGUUUAUUUUCAUUUGUUAUGUUAGAAUUGAAAUGUUUUUUUAUGUUUUGAUAGAAUUUAUUGUUGAUUUUUUGUUUUUGGUAUGUCAGAAAACAUUGUGUGGAUGGUAUAAUUAUUGUUGAAAAUGGUCAACUGUAACAGAUGAUCCAAAUAAGUAUGUUUAUUAUUGGGCCAUCUAUUGUGAAGACAGAAUGUCAUUACUAUUUUUCCUCAUAUUGUCACCAAAUGAUAACAUAUUUCAAUGCCACAUUUUUAAAACCAACCGAUUGUGUAAAUGUCGCUAAAAUAAGGUUCAUUUGCAAGGUGACCUAGUUAGGCGUUUAUUAGCCUCCAGACUUAAUCUGAAUACUGAUUGUUCACUCAACACCAAACCUUUUAUGUAAACAUCCUCAGUAAUAAACAUAAAAAAUUGUUCACAUUUAAUUAAACCAUUAUGGUUCUGUGAUGGUUUAAAAUUUGAUUUUCUUUGGAACUACAAUUUCUUAAAUGCAUGCCCUUUUUAGCUCACUGUUCUGAAGGAAGUGUGAGCUUUAGCCAUCACUUGGCGUCCGUCGUUGUCAUCCGUCGUCGUCGUCCGUCUGGUGUAAACUAUUUCAAACAUCUUCUCCUCUGAAACUACUGAACCAAAUCCAACCAAACUUAAGCUGAAUGAUCCUUAGGGUAUCUAGAAUAAAGUUUGUGUUUUAUUUUCUGUUUUGUCAAAAAACAUGGCUGCCAUGGCUUAAAAUAGAACAUAGGGGUAAAAUGCAGUUUUUGGCUUAUAUCUAAAAAACCAAAGGAGUUAGAACAAAUCUGACAAGGGGUAAAAGUGUUCAUUAGGUGAAGUUCUAUCAGCCCUGAAAUUUUCAAAUGAAUCUAAUAACCCAUUGUUGGGUCGCUGCCUCUAAAUUGGUAAUUUUAAGAAAAUUUUGCAGUCUUUGGUUAUUAUCUUGAAUAGUAUUAAUGAUAAAGAUAAACUGUAAACAGCAAAUAUGUUCAGCAAAGUAAGAUCUACAAAUAAGUUUUAUAUGACCAAAAUUGUCAAUUGACCCCUUAAGGAGUAUUGCCCUUUGAGGACAAUUUUACACAAUUUGUAUAUCAUGUUUUCUAACUUUAAAAAAAUCUUCUCCUCUGAGACUACUGAACCAAUUCCAACCAAACUUAAGCUGUAUGAUCCUUAGGGUAUCUAGAAUAAAGGUUGUGUUUUAUUUUCUGUUUUGUCAAAAAACAUGGCCGCCAUGGCUAAAAUUAGAACAUAGGGGUAAAAUGCAGUUUUUUGGCUAAUAUAUCUCAAACACUUAAGCAAUUAGAGCAAAUCUGAUGAGAGCUUAAAAUGUUCAUUAGGCCAAGUUCUAUCAGCCCUGAAAUUUUCAGACAAAUCUAACAGUCCAUUGUUGGGUUGCUGCCAUUAAAUUGGUAAUUUUAAGGAAUUUUGCAGUUUUUGGUUUUAACUUGAAUAUUAUUAAUGAUAAAGAUAAACUGUGAAAAGCAAAAAUGUUCAGCAAAGUAUGAUCUACAAAUAAGUUAAUAUGACCAAAAUUGUGAAAUGUGUCCUUAAGGAGUUAUUGCCCUUUAAAGACAAUUUUUCACAAUUUGUUCAUCUAGUUUGCUUACUUUAAAAAAUCUUCUCCUUUAAAACUGCUGAAUCAAUUUCAGCCUUACUUGGGCUGAAUGAGUUUCAGAGUAUCUAGUAUAAAUUUUGUAUUUUAUUUUCUUUUUCGUCAAGAAACAUAGCCACUAUGGCUAAAAUGGAACAUAAGGGUAAAAUGUAUUUCUAUGCUUUUGAAGAAAAUAUGACAGAUACAAAGAACAUCUCAAUGGAAUUUUUAAGCCACUCAUUAAUAUAUAUUAAAAAACAAAAAUAAUCAUUGAUGAAAGAUUUAAGCAAAAAAUUACAGGUGAGCGAUUCAGGCUCUUGAGAGCCUCUUGUUUUUUUUAACUUUUUAUAAAAUAUAUUUUACACUACAUCAUUAUUAUAUAAUGUUUUUAAUUUUUUGAUAAGGUCAUUUAAAUUUAACAUGAAUUGAUAAAUUGACAUUGAAAUAUUAAAAUUCAGCGACUAGAUGUAUUACCAAGCAUAAUUAUUACUGUUUGAAUUAUAUAAAGUACUAUACACUAUUCCAUUGUUAUAUAAUUCAAGAUAAUUAAUGUAUGAAUGUGUUGGUACGUGCUUGUUAUAUCUGAUUAAUAUUUUUUUAAUUUUGUACAAAGUAAAUCCCAUUGAGUUAUAUGCUAAUAUUUUUAGAAAUGAUUUUAAUUUUAGAAAGUUUGCCUAUGGAAAUGUUUUAUAUUUUUACCCAGAUUUGAUUUUGUAUAAAAUAUGUUAUAUUAAACUGAUAUUCUGAAACACAUCAAUUGUUAUGAACUAAUUUAGAAUGAAUAAAACAUUUAAAAAAUCACAAAA
This is a messenger RNA of Mytilus californianus (California mussel), 7088 nucleotides long. RefSeq names its product regulator of G-protein signaling 6-like. The coding region runs from base 75 to 1949 and encodes 624 amino acids. NCBI's taxonomy places the organism in Eukaryota, Metazoa, Mollusca, Bivalvia, Mytilida, Mytilidae. Gene Ontology annotation, biological process: intracellular signal transduction; G protein-coupled receptor signaling pathway; regulation of G protein-coupled receptor signaling pathway. The record is from RefSeq and is a predicted model, not a curated record. The transcript is spliced from 16 exons.